This is a messenger RNA of Phycodurus eques (leafy seadragon), 5094 nucleotides long. RefSeq names its product proto-oncogene DBL-like. The record is from RefSeq and is a predicted model, not a curated record. Gene Ontology annotation, biological process: dendrite development. Gene Ontology annotation, cellular component: cytoplasm. The coding region runs from base 17 to 3124 and encodes 1035 amino acids. Lineage: Eukaryota; Metazoa; Chordata; Actinopteri; Syngnathiformes; Syngnathidae. Gene Ontology annotation, molecular function: protein binding; guanyl-nucleotide exchange factor activity. The transcript is spliced from 25 exons.
AGAACAGAGCGGCACGAUGGCCGAGUCCAAGCCGCAGAGGGGCUUCCCGCGUCUGCGCCGCGCCACGACGUCGUUUCCUGGCAACCUGCACUUGGUUUUGGUUCUCCGCCCCUCCGGCUUGUUAAGCCCCGCCCCCAGCCCAUCCUCCAGCACCGACCUGGGCUUCCGCUUCAGCCACGAUGACUUCCUGUUCAGGAUGCCGGUGGUGAUGCUCCGCUCGGUGGGCGACCUGCUCCGCUACAUCGACGACAACCGCCUAACGUCGGAGCUGCGCGGCGACGCCGAGCGCUGUCGCGGCGACUGGAUCGUACUGCGCUCGGCCAUCGAGACGUUCGCCGUGACGGUGAAGGAAGCGGCGCACCUCCUGCAAGGCUUCGGCUCCGAGCUGUCCGACGGCGAACUUCCCGACGACGCCGACGCCGUCGACCUCCUGCUGCGCUCGCACACGCGGCGAUACCGACACAUGAAGGAGGACAUUACGGGGCUGCUGAAGGAAGGGCGCCUCCUGCUGGACAACCUGGAGACGCACCUGGCCUCCACGAAGGACACCGCGGAGGACGAGGAGGACGUCCAAUCAGACUUGCGCACGGUGCAAAGGCUGCUCGCCCAGCUGCGCGACAUGGAGGAGGCGUUUGACGGCUUCUUCGAGAAGCACCACCUGAAGAUGCAACAGUGCCACCAGCUGCUGCUCUAUGAGCGCAGCUUCCAGCUGAUGGAGGAGGAGCUGGAGAAGACAUCCGGCGAGGAGAAGGCCAUCCCGGCCGUGGGGAACACGCUGCUGCGCGCGGAACAACUCCUCAAAGAUCUGCACGCUCUGGAGCAACGCGCAGAGGAAGUGAUGUCCCGCGCUGGGGUUCUGACGCUGCAGGGCCACCAGCUGGCCGCCCGCCAUCAUUACGCCCUGGCGCUCAUCAUGCAGCGCUGCAAUGAGUUGCGUCAUCACUGUGAUGUCAUCAGCGGGGGACUGCGCAGCAAACGCGCAACGCUAGUGCGAGCGAAAGACCUGCUCACGCGACUCGACCAGGCUCUGCGCUGGUGUGACGAGGGCGCGUACCUGCUGGCCAGUCAGAUGGUCGACCGCUUCCAGAGCAGAGAAGGCGCUCAGGAGGCCCUGCAGUACCUGAGCCGACACCGACAGAGGGCGCCAGAUGUGCUGGACAGCAAACAGGAUGUGCUCAGUCUAGAGUUUGAGGCCAUACUCACUCCCCAGCUGCAGAGUCAGAUCUCCAUGGUGACGGACAAGCUGGAAUCCAUGCGGGCCAUGAUCCACAACAGAGAGCAGUGUCUACGCAAGAUGGCCGACGUGCGGGUCAGACCCGUCCAGCCGGUGGCGCCGCGGCCCGAAGCGGAACCGGCAGAACCGACCGCGCCGCACGGAGUCAAGGCGCCGCUCUUCUCGCCCAAACACGGUGUGGACUUCAACCUUCUCAACUCCAGGUUCCCCUUCGAUCUGCUUCCUGGAAAGAGAACCUCCAGGAGGACCAGCGGCCAACGAAAAAUUGAAGUGAUGCACGACUACCAAGGCAACCGCAGCUCCUUGUAUGGCUCCGCCCCCGACAGCGACUCAGAGGCGGAGGAAGGGGCGGAGCAAGUGAUGAUUCGCAUCAUGAAGGAGCUCAUCUCCACCGAGAAGAUUUACGUGGAGGAGCUCCUCGCCGUCCUUCUGGGCUACCGAGCAGAGAUGGAGGAUCCGUCCAUGUGUGAUCUUCUGCCGUCGCUUCUCCGCAGUCACAAGGACGUCCUGUUUGGAAACAUGCCACAAAUAUACCAGUUUCACAGCGGGUACCGACGCCAUCCUCACCGUAUUCACCAACCUCAUCAUGUUCACCACCUUCACCGUGUUCACCACCUUCGCCAACCUCAUCGCCUUCACCAAAUUCACCACCUUCACCUUCUCACCGCUGACCAGCCUGGAUGUCAACAUAAAACUGUGUUUUCUACUUCCAGAACAUUCCUGCAGGACCUCCAGCGCUGCCUGGACACGCCGGAGCGGGUGGGCCGGUGUUUCCUGCAGCGGAAGGAGAACUUCCAGAUGUACGAGCAUUACUGCCAGAACAAGCCUCGCUCGGAGUCGCUAUGGAGAGAGUGCUCGGACUCUGCCUUUUUCCAGGAGUGCCAGAAGAAGCUGGACCACAAGCUGUCUUUGGAUUCGUACCUGCUGAAACCCAUCCAGCGCCUCACCAAGUACCAGCUGAUCCUCAAGGAACUUCUCAAACACUGCACGGAGCCGCAGUACCGCACGCAGCUGCAAGAGGCGCUGGACUGCAUGCUGGACCUCGUCAAGUCCGUCAACGACUCCAUGCACCAGACCGCCAUCGUCGGCUACCAGGGCGAUCUGGGCCCGCUGGGCCGCGUGCUUCUGCAGGGCGGCUUCGGCGUGUGGAUCAGCCGCAAGAGGGGGGGCGCGCGCAUGCGGGAGCUGGCCCGCUUCAAAGCCGCCCGGCGCCACGUCUUCCUCUACGAGAGAGCGCUGGUCUGCUGCAAGCGCCGCGACGACCGCCGCCGCUCGCCCGUCUACAGCUUCAAGUCCUGCCUCGGGAUGAACUCGGUGAGCGUGACAGAAAACGUCAAAGGAGACGCCAAGAAGUUUGAACUCUGCCACAGAGGAACACAGGAAGUCUACAUCCUCCAGGCUCCCAGCACGGAGGUGAAGGUCGCUUGGCUCACGGAGAUCCAAAAGAUCGUCAGCCAACUGCACAAAGAUACCCUCAUCUCGGACAGCUCUUUCAGCCACGCACGCUCCGCCAGAUGGGAGGAGUCUGCCAACGCCAGCCCCGCCCACUCCGACCCCACGCCGCACUCGCCCCCGCGAGCCUGGCCGGCGGCCAUCUGCGACGGCUUGGAGGACUGGGGGGCCACGGACGGCUCCAACGUGUCCGAUACCGACGACGACGACGACGACGACGACGACGAGCGGCCCGCGCCCCUGGCGGCGGGUCGCUACCGAGUCCUAGUGGCCAGCGGCACGGCGAGCAGCGAUGACAUCAUCUUUAUGUGCGGCGAUGUCAUCCAGCUGCUGCAUUGCGACGCGGACGGAAUGUGGCUGGUGAGGAAUGUGAGCCGCGACGAAGAGGGGCGUGUCCCGGCCGAAGACUUGCGCGGGAUUCUGGGAGAGACGUGCUGAGAGCCAACCUCCUCCGUCACCGACGUGAAUCCGGCACGUGCCAAAUUGCUCCGCUUUGAAACUAAAGGUUAGCGUAGGACGUUAGCGUAGCGCCUUCACUUGCACAAACAUGUUGUCUUCCUUUUUUGUACACACGCGUGAUGUUUGUGACAUUUGCACGAGGGAUGUCCAAUUAUCGGUAUUGGGCCGAUUCGGCCUUAUUUCAAGGUGUCGGGUAUCGCUAAGGCAGAAAAAGUCCUCCUCGCCGGUGGGUGGUUGGCGGCGCUGCACUGCGGCCGUGGGACACAACGGCGAAUCGCGUGCGUCAGAAAGAAAGAAAGAGAGAAAAGUCUUCGUUCGUAAUUAUCUUCCAAUGCGUUCAUUGAAAUUGUAUGUAUCCAAAGUACUCGUGAUAUCGAGUAGAGCACUCGAGCGUGAAUACGCACACUGGUAUCGGUCUGAAGAAAAGUGCUAUGGAACAUCCCUGAUGCGGCCAAAGCGAAGGCGAUCGAGUCAAACGUGACCGGUCGCCACAGAAGAGCGUCAGAAGUGGCUUACAUGCGACGGCCGGCAGGGGGCGCCUGUGCAAAGAAAACGUGACAUCGUCAGGAGCUUUCGGAUUCGACUCGGCGCCCUUCGGCACUUUUGUUUGUCCUUUUCGAAGCUCGUGUAGUCGUUUGUUUUGUUUUGGGGCCGCGCUUGUUUUCAAGGCGCUCCGUAACCCAAAUGGAUUUGAGUUGAGUUGAUCCCGUCGGGACUUUCACAAUAAAAGCACACGAUCGACUGACUUCCUGUUUGUCGUCAACGAGCUGACACGUUCGUGCAUCUUUAUUCUGGAAAACGAUUCGCAACUGGGCAGCAAGGAGAACAGGAAGUGGUCGUGAACGCACCAUCUGCGGUGCGCACGAGCAACAGGUAGCUAGCUAGCAACAUUUCAAAGGUAGCGACGUGAAAGCUUUUGUGAAAAAGUCCGCUCGUAAAAUGGGAUCGGCGUUCGGGUUAGGCUUCAAUACGUAUUGAGACUUCGGGCGAGGUCGUACCAACGCACUUGAGGGUUCGGUUUAGGUUGAAGGUACCACCACCUCCACGUGCUUUUUUAGAGCAUUUCCACUUUGAAAUGAUGAAUGAUAUUUCUUGCACUGGAUGCUGUUUUAAUUGUAUUUUUAUUGGAUUGUCUCUGUUUGAAAGGUUUAUCAACUCUUUUUUUCCCCGUUGUUGUGAAAUGAUUGGAAUCAUGUAAAGCACACGGAGUUACCGUGUCUAUAUCAAUCAAUUUGCUUUGCUUUGCUUACAUAUUUUGGGUUCGGUACUACCUGCACAGAGUAUUUGGGCUUAGGCUUCGGUACCGCCUUUGGAUUUUGGUGGAGUGCGGUUUCCGUAGCUAGUUACGCAUGCGCGCCGUCGACGGAACUCGGAACAGGAAGCGGCUACCGACAGAGGAAGAAGAGGAAGCGGCGCCCGGUGCUCACGAGUCGGUCUUGAUGCCGGUGGUGUUGCUGAUCCAGGCGUAGUAUCGCGAGAUGCGCGUGUACACGCCGUACUUUCCGGGCCGGGCGCAGCCCUCGCCCCAGCUGAUGAUGCCCGUGAGGAACCAGGUGUCCCGGUGGAGGGUGACGUGCGGCCCCCCGCUGUCGCCCUGGCACGAGUCUUCCUUGCGGUUCCGGAAGCCGGCGCAGAACAUGAAGGCGGUGAUGCGCUGCUCGCUGCUGGCCUUGCAAGUGGUGCGCUUCACGAAGGGGACGUCCAGCUUGCGCAACUUGCCGGACAGCAGCCCCCCGUCCCGGACGCGCCCCCAGCCGCUCACCGCCGAGGUGGCCGCCUCCUCCAGGAGGCUCUCCGUGAAGGCUUUGGGUCCCAGGCAGACGGGCCGGCGCCGCGGCGACAUCUCCGCCGGGACGGCCAGCUUGAGCAGCGCCACGUCGUGGUUGAAGCGCGACUUCCGGAACUCGUACGACUUGUGGACCAGUUCUUCGGCCACCUCGUGGUCGCGC